CUCGGAACCACAACAACAUCGGCGGCGGCGAGGACGGACGGGGACAACACGCGAGCUAAGGAAAAAAAACGUUCAAAAUAGAACAGUAUGGAAGUUAUAUCUGCAGAAGGCUUUCGACAAGAUGGUCGAACACCAACAUGUCUGAGAACUAUUAGUUGCAGAUUAGGACUUUACGACAGACCCAAUGGAAGCGCUUACAUAGAAAUGGGAAACACUAAAGUUCUUGCUGCUGUGUAUGGCCCUAGAGAGGUUCGCAGUUUGGGUAAACAGCAGUUUGAUGAAUGUAUAAUUCAGUGCCAGAUGAGUCGCAUUGCAGCUUCCCAGGGAGAGCGCCUAAAACGACCAACUGACCAGAGAACUCGAGCAAUGAGCCAACAAAUUGCAGGUGUAUUUCAUGCAGCCAUAAGGAAGAGCAAAUACCCAGGUUCUCAGAUUGACAUAUAUCUCCAGGUCUUACAAGCAGAUGGAGGAGUAAUGUCAGCCUGUAUCAAUGCAUCCACACUGGCCCUCAUCCACGCGGGAGUAGAAGUAGUGGAUUACGUAGUGUCCUGCACAGCCUCCAUGAACAAGCAGACACCUAUUCUCGAUGUUACAAACCAGGAGACCAAUACUGGCUGUGAGCUGACAACCGCCAUCCUGCCUAACAAGGGCUCGAUUGUCUUUUUGGACACGGCUCACACUGUCCACCGAGACCAGUUCGAUGAGGUGAUGGAUCUGGCCAUGGCAGGGUGCCAGCAGGUGUAUGAGGCAAUGCACAGAGAGGUGGAGAGCUACCUGGAGGACAAACAUGCAAUCAUGUCACAUAGAUAGGGCAGUGAUAUCCUUUUUUUUAAUUAUGAUUUUUUUUUUUAAUGGAAAUUAGUUUGCUAUCUCUUUGUCUCUCUCUGUUCUCUGCUCCUGUACUUCUUUCUAAUGAAAUGUAUUGAAGGCAAAAA
Molecule: messenger RNA, 935 nt
Organism: Penaeus indicus
Lineage: Eukaryota; Metazoa; Arthropoda; Malacostraca; Decapoda; Penaeidae
Gene: Ski6
Product: exosome complex component RRP41-like
Exons: 4
Coding region: 88-810 (240 amino acids)
Biological process (GO): rRNA catabolic process; poly(A)-dependent snoRNA 3'-end processing; nuclear mRNA surveillance
Cellular component (GO): nucleolus; nuclear exosome (RNase complex); cytoplasmic exosome (RNase complex)
Source: RefSeq, a predicted model, not a curated record